GGCCACUCGCGAGACAAACAACGUGGGGGCCGCGGGCUGUUCACUGAACGAGGCAGCCAGGCUCUCGCCUGUUCGUUCGUUCGUUCGUUCGUUCGUUCGUUCGUUCGUUCGUUCGUUCGUUCGUUCGUACGUUCGUACGUACGUACGUUCGUACGUACGUUCUCUCUGCUGGCAUUCGGCGUGUGCUUCGUUUCCGUCCGUCGCUCUCCGUGUGUUAGCUCUCCGCUCGGUGUGUCGGAUUUAUCGAAUCUCGUGGCGGCGUCCGUCCACGGAUAACCGGCGUGUGGUGUUCCAACGUCGCAAGUCAGCCAUCGAUCGUGCGCUUCUCGUUCGCGUUUUAGUUGGACGGAUAACGGUGCGAUAACGCGGUCGGAAAGCGCGGAUCGAUCGGAGGAACGGAUUUCGUUUCCAGUUUUUUUCUUUUCUUUCUUUUUUUCUAUAUAUACCGUAUAGUGCGACUCAAGGCCGAGACGAACGUGUUUUGGGAGGAUACGUGUCGGUGGUCACACCGACCGGCGGCCUGUGCGUCGUCGUCCAUCGUCGCGUUUCCCACACGGCGCACGUGAUUCUCCUCCGCUUAAUUUUAUGCGUCGUAUAAAACCUCGUCGAAAUCUAUCGGCGAAUAAUCAAUAACGCUUUUGUUGCGGGACGACGCGGGAUAAAGCGAAAGAUCGUUCGAAUUAUAAUAAUAAUCGUGCGUUCUCGCUCGCUCGAUUUGUUUUGUUUUGCUUCGGAACGGCGUACGAACGGAAAGUUCGGAGAAUCGAAAUACGUUUUAUUUACGUGUACGGAUUAUACGGCGUAUAUAUAUCGGUGGAUUAACCGUGUUGAUAUUUCGCCCCUCGUGUUUCGAAGACGUAAUAUUUGGAAGGAGAGUUCAGUUCGAUACGCACCGUUCCCCGACGAUGACGCGUAAUUGUGCUUCGUGCCGUAUUAAUAGAAAAUCGAUCAGUGUUAGCUGGUGCACGUGAAAAUUGUGGUGAUUUGUGAUCGAGAGGGAGGAAGGGAAGAGGGGGGAAGGACAUACCUUGGCGGGUCGUCAACAGGUGUACGCCUUGAUGAUACACCGAUGAGACGAUGGAGAUUGCUGUUAACAUCCGUGUACAGUGAAGAGGAGGUGCUGUUGCGUUCUCGCGUGAAUCAUUAGUUUCUUGCUGCGGUUCGCUACCACGUGAGUCAGUGGUGUAUACUUCCCAGGCUUCUGAGACAAAGUGACAUGGCUUGUUAAUGGACACAUCGGUGAGAACCCGUUCGACAACGGUUCGUGGGGAAAGGAGCAAUUCCAGCCAUCGACGGUUCCUUGGCAGCUGAAUCCGCGCGGCCACGCUCGUCCCAGUGACGAUGGCAUAAUGGAUCAUGACACAGACGGAGACGGAGCGAUCAACUUGUCAACGUCACAGCGACCCUCCGCCGCCACCACCCCUAACGGUGACACCCCCUCGUACGGCCAAGAUCAACAAGACAACGACCAGGCUACUUCGCUGUUUGCAGCCCUGAAGCAGCAACAACAGCAACAGCAACCGCGCGACACUGUCCCCUCGUCGAGAGAGCGCGAGAAUCGAGAUCGAGAUCGACUGUCGGUCCGUAACCGUGAGAACAACCGGAACGAGAUAGGUGGUGGCGUGACGGAACAAUCGCAGCCAACGCAGCAACAGCAACAGCAGCAGCAGCAGCAACAGGAGCUCACGAUCGAGUAUCAGAGCAAUGGAAAACUCAGUCCCGCUGGGCACGCAGUGACAGCAGCACCCAUGACCCAGCAAAAGCAGCCUAUCAUCACGCAGCAAUCGCAACAGCCGAGCUCGGGGGCGCCUGGUCCCCAACCGAGUCCUCAUCAGAGUCCGCAGGCCCCUCAGAGGGGUUCGCCGCCAAAUCCUUCGCAGGGUCCCCCGCCGGGAGGGCCGCCAGGGGCACCACCUUCGCAAAAUCCCUCGCAGAUGAUGAUCAGCCCGGCUAGCGGCAUCCACCAGAUGCAACAACUGCUGCAACAACACAUACUCAGCCCCACCCAACUGCAAUCCUUCAUGCAGCAACACUCGCUCUACUUACAACAGCAACAACAGCAACACCAUCAGGAUUCCUCGUCGGAACAUGCGUCCAAUCAGGAACGAUUCGGCUACUUUUCGUCCCUGAAAGACCAUCAACACCAGUUCGCCGAGCUGGGUAGGAAGAAGCUGGAGCAGGCGAUACAGCAACUGCAGGAACAGUUGCAGUUGAACGUGAUCCAGCAGACGCAUCUGUUGCAAACGGCGGACAAGAAGAAGGCGUCCGCCCCGCUUCAGCAAUUGGCGCUUCAACAGCAACGUCUGAUACAGCAACUGCAGAUCACGCAGAGCCAAUAUCUUCUUCAACAGGGUCUGGGUCUUCAGGGUCACAAUCCUUCUUCGGGUCUCCAACCUGGCGAAGGGCUACCAAUGUGGAAAUCGGACACGUCGGAUGGUCCGGAAUCGCAUCAGAACUCGAACGUUCCAAAAUCCGUGGCUGGACUCAAUGGACUUCUCAAUUCGACAGUGUCGAGUCGGCGGUCGGAUAUGAACGGAACCACUCCAUUGGACGAGAAACCGCUGGACGUUUCCUCCAACGACAAGGUUCAUCCCCUGUACGGUCAUGGGGUCUGUAAGUGGCCGGGCUGUGAAGUUAUUUGUGAAGACUAUCAAGCAUUCCUUAAACACUUGAACACGGAGCACACGCUGGAUGACAGAUCGACGGCGCAGGCCAGGGUCCAGAUGCAAGUGGUCUCGCAACUGGAGAUCCAGUUGCAGAAGGAACGGGACCGGUUAACCGCUAUGAUGCAUCACCUGCACGUGGCGAAACAAAUGGCUUCCCCCGAACCGCCAAAAUCGUCCGAGUCAUCGACGGGCUCGAGUAUACCAAAGUUAAAUCUCUCCACCGCUCUGAUGAGCCAGCCACCACCGAAUUUCGGUGUCUCUCAAGUGUCUCCCGUCUCGAUGUCCGCUUUGGUGUCAGCGGUCAGGUCACCAGCAGGUGGACAACUGCCACCUUCGGCCGGAGCACCUAUGCCACCCAUCCCUAACAUGUCCAACAUGUCAGGGAUGCCUCCGUUGCCGAAUAUGCCUGGUAGCAUGCCCACCAUGCCUACCAUGCCCAGCAUGGCGGGGCCCAUCAGACGACGUAUCAGUGAUAAAUCCGCGCUUUCCUUGGCAGGAGGACUGUAUGACGAGGGCACUGUAAGGCGCAGAGUAGCCGUCGAUAGAUCUGGAAUAGAUAUUAACGAAGAAAUUCAACGAAAUAGGGAAUUUUACAAGAAUGCCGACGUCAGACCGCCGUUUACAUAUGCAUCAUUAAUUAGACAGUCGAUCAUCGAGUCGCCGGAUAAACAGUUGACCUUGAACGAGAUCUACAACUGGUUCCAGAACACAUUCUGCUACUUCCGGCGCAACGCAGCAACGUGGAAGAACGCGAUCCGCACCAAUCUAUCAUUGCACAAGUGUUUUGUGCGCUAUGAGGACGACUUCGGGUCAUUCUGGAUGGUGGACGACGCCGAGUUCGUAAAGCGGCGGCAUCUGUCCCGCGGCCGCCCCAGGAAAUAUGACCCAACCCCAUCACCCACUCCACCCCACCUCUCCGCACAGGGUGUCCCGUCGAAAAGUCCAACCCUGACGCAUAGCCCGACCAUGUACGGUGAUGCAUUAAACGCCAAUCUCCAGUAUUUCCAGGCGGCACUCGGGGACUCUAAUAUGGGAUUUCUAAACAACUCGAUGUGCACGUCGACGACAACGAGUCCCGACAAGGAGCACGUGUUAGCCCAUAACGAUUUAAUGUCACCGUUGGAUGAACCAGCCGUGCACAUAAAGCAGGAGGGGCAAAGCCCGGAGGGUGGAAAACUGACGAGAUUAAUAAAACGAGAGCUGGUUGACGCGCCCGCGGAUCAAGAGGGUGAUGACGAUCAGGUGGACGAGAGGGAGUAUCCAGAGAGUCAUGGGCACGAUUCCGGACAGGACGAGGACAUGGCCGAAGACUUGUCGAUGGCGCCCGACAUAAUGACCCCGGAGGAUCAGAUCGAGGCGUAGUAUCGCACCUCGAGGAGCGAAUAGAUUCGAGCUGUCGCGUCGAAGUACGAUCGUGAUGGAAGAAGAAAAAGAAGAAGAAGAAUAAAAAGCAGCUUCUCUUCCUCCUCGAUAGAGAGCCAAGAUCAGGGAAACCAGAGGCGCGCGAAUGUAUGGAAUGAAUGAAGAGAGGGAGGAAAAAGGAAAAGAAACGAAAAGAGGAAGAAAAAGAAGAAUGGAAGAAGAAUAGGAGAAGAAGACGAAGGCCCAGCCAGGACCACCCAGCCCUCCACUCCUCCUUCGUAAGAGAAUCCCCAUUUAUCAUAUCCAAGGCCGUGAUACGUUUUAUCGAGGCGGCUUUUAAAAGGUAAAGGCGAGAGAAGAAAACGUUCAUGUACUGUGCGUGAUCGAUCGCGACGAAACGUCGAACUCGAGAGAAAUAUCGGCGAAUAUCGUGAUAUAGGCGGCGCGAUCCUUCGAUCCAUAUCCUUACUCAAGCAAUUACGAACAACGAUGUAUUUUAUGUUCUCCAAUUCCGUUUCGUUUUCGGAACCGCGGUUAAUAUCUCUAUAUAAAUAUAUAUAUAUAUAUAUACAUAGAAAUAUAUAUAUAUAUAUCUUUCUCUCUCUAUCUUUCACUUUCUCUUUCGUGUACAUUGCAUUAACGAAUGAAUCGUUGAGAUGAAAACGAAUAGCAUCCGCGAUUGUUCGUAGCGUUUCGGCGAAUAAAUGUUAAUCGAUGAUCCUUUCACGAAUGUACAGGGGAAAAGAGAAGUGUUUUUCCCGCUCCUGACUCGUUUUCCGCUUUCGAUAUCGUGUCAGCACUCGCGUGUACGGCUGCGUUUCUGCGUGUGCUAAUCGCGUCUAUCAUUUUUGGACCAAUUUGGAUAGAUAUUUAAAAAAAAAGAAAAAGGAAAGGAAAGGAAUAUUUUAUUUAGAUGAAAGGUAAUUACGAUCGAUAUCAUUUUUUACGGAAGAGACUAUUCACUUUUUCUAAAUUUCUUGCAUGAUUCUUCCUGUUAAAAGAAGAAAAAAAGAAGGAAGACGCGUUCGAGGGGGCACGCAGAAUGUCUCGAAGAUGAUAAUGAAAGGGGCGAACAGGUAGGGAAGGUUGGAAUUAAACUUAAGGAGUAAAUAAAGAAGCUGUGGUGUGGGCAGUGUUCUGGGUACGCGCGGGAACUGACUGACGCUUUAGUCUUUAAUAUAUCGUUCGUGGUAAAUUAAGAAUUUCGCGAGUAUCAAAAAUGUCUAUUAAAAAAAAAAGGAAAAAAAGAAAAAAAGAGAAAAAAGAAAAAAGAAGAAAAGGAAAAUUAAUUUCCUUAUAUCAAAGGUGGAAGUUAAACUUAAGGAAAACACGUAUGAAUCCGCGUAUGAAACACGGAUCCCGAUCCCGGCGUACCCGUUUGCUGCUCUCUUGCUAAUCACUGUAUAGUUUAGGUCAAAUUAAAUGUAAGUAGUGUCGUAAACGAUCGACGAUCAUAGACGUCGACGAGAUUCGUGUGCGUCGAGAUAAAACGUACACGCCGGUGCUACAAUAUAUUCAUAGUUUUACCAAACGAAAAUAUUCGUUCGCGUCGUGAAAUUUUUGAACGAAUUUGUGAGUAACGAAAACGAGAUCGAGGACAGUCGGUCGAGAAGGAGUGACGAAAAAUGAUGGGAUUAAAAGGUAAAAGAAAAAGAAAAAAAAAGAAGUAGAAGAAGAAGAAGAAGAAGAAGAAGAAGAAGAAAGCGGAUGCCGUGAACGCACUUAUAAAUAAAUUAAAAUUACUCUGUACGCAUAUACAUAUACAUAUAUUAAUUACGUAUACGUAUCUCGGAAAUUAUAAGGAAAUUAGAUGUCGAUGGCCCUGUUCUUCGUUCUCCAUCCAAAAGAUCCUUCAGAGAAAUCCCCUCCCCCCUUCCCCUGUUCGAUCUUUUUCUCCCUAGUCCCGCGUAAGUUCAAGCUCGGUUCCGAAUUUUUAGAAAAAUUGGGACUGCGUCCAAAAAUCGAAAGGAACGAGAAGAUAAACAUUUUGAGGGGCCGUUACUCGUCGAUCUUCGACCCCCCCCCUUUUACGUACGUACACGCGUUCGAACACAUUUUCAUACAUACACACGCAUACAUACACGUACACGUACACGAACAUGGACACACGAGUUAAACGAAAGCGUGCUCAGGUCGGUACGAUAGAGAAUUAUCAGAGGUCUAUAUCGUUCGUUGGUCGCUUGGUAUCGAAUCGUAAUUUAUUAUUUCAAUGGUCGUUGACGCCAUUUAAAUGUAUGUAAAAAAUCGUGCGUGCCGUUUUUAAUCGCGCUGCAGCGACCGGGAGACGAUCGUGUGUGAUAUUAUUCCGUUCGAAACCCGUAGCCAUAUAAUAUGUAUACAUGGUACAUAUGGUAUAUAUACACGUUUGUUUGUAAUAUUUUUGUAAAUUAUAUUCGUUCCCGGGAACGUGUUGUAGAUAGAUUUAGAGAUCGAUGAGCUCCGUUACAUUGUCAGGGUAUUAAUUGCUCGACGAACCAGACUCUUCCGUCGCUGUGGGGUGGUGCACAUCGUUUUCGUGUAUUCGUUUAUUAUACACGUGGAACCGCGAAGAGAUCGAUCGUUCUUUAAGCAUUUAUCGGGCGACAGUAAUCGUUUAAUCGCCGGUCGUAAGAAACGUCGAUCGACGUCGUCUGUGACACCUUUGCGUUUUAUUCUCGUUAGAAAGAUAUUAAUUCCGAUUACGAUUAUAUUAGCUCGACUCCAAUUAGUAAUAUUAGCAUGACGAGAAGCAUCGUGUCAAUCUUUUAUUAUUAGCGCUUGAUCAGUUUCAAUUUAUUUCAAACUUUUCGAUCGUGUCGCUCGAUUAUCUGGAAACGACGUGGCCGCGAUCGUUUUUCUUUUUUUUUUUUUUUUUUUUAAUAUUCUUUUUUCUUCUCUCUUUUUUUUUUUUUUUUUUUUUUAACAAUUCGUUCAUUCCUGCGUGUUAGACAUGUCUGUGUCCAUUCCGCGAAAUAAAAUAGUGGUUAGCUUUUAGGAUGGUUAAGUUAUCGUCCACAUUGAUUUCCCUUUUAUCCAUCGAUUCUCCAUUUUGUUCACGUGAUCCAUCAUCUUUCGACAUCCAUAACUCGUUGUUGGCGAGCGAUUGAAAAAAAAUUUUUUCAAUAAGAGAGAGAGAAAGGGAUCAAUCGAGGAAAACGCGUAGUGCGAGUGUGUACAAUUGUCGCGUGCGUCAUCGAACAUUGGAUGUUAUAAAAAUAGAAGAAAAAAAAAAAUGAAUAGGAGUAAAUAGAAAGAAAAUAAAUAGCAGGGAAAAAUAGCAGUGGAAAGUAAAGAUAAGUGUUCAAGGAUGAUAAAGUGAAAAAUGGCGAAUGGCCGGUGCCGUUUUGGGCUCGCUUUCACGUAAUGCUACUAUUACUAAUCUAAGUCUACAUGUAUUGUGUAUAAUGGUUUAAGGACUCGAUAUAACAUAGAAAGAUUCUUCUGUACAUAGUUGAAAAAAGAAAAAAAAAAAGAACUUUGUCGAGGCAUUAGGGAUUUGCGAAUAUUGCGUCAUUUUGCGGAUGAAUGAGUUUAUCGAUAGUGUGGUAUAUAAAAGUCUAUAUAUAUAUAUAUAUAUAUAUAAAUAUAAAUAUAAUUAUAUAAAUACAUACACGAACAACACGCACACACAAGCACACAUAUAUAUACGCACACACACACACACACAUACAUAACACGUACAUACAAUACAAUUGCGCGUAUCCCGGCUGCAUUUAAUUUUUACUUUUGAAAUCUCAAAUUUUUCCAAGAAAAAUAACGAAAAGAAAAUAAAGAAAAGCGACGACCGUCGAUUCUCACGAGCCGGCAGCUCGAACGAAGAAACUUUCUCGUUUUAUCGUAUCACGAUUGGUCGUGUCGCGAAUAAAAGAUGAAUGACGAGAAGAAAAAUAAAGGUGAAAAAGAAAAAAAAAAAAAUAAGUAAAGAACAAAGACAAGGUUUGAUCGAUCGAUUUCGAGUGGACACGAGGUUCUUCAAAAUCGAUUCACGUAGCACGAAGAUCGUGGUUUUUUUUUUUUCGUUUCACGAAUUUUUUUCUUUUUUUUUUUGUAUAGUAGUUGCUGUUACUUUACGAAUAUUCUAUAUUGUACAUGUUUAAACGUUCCCUGUUAUGUUUGUUGUAUAUUUUCGUAUAAGUCUGUAAAAAAAACUAAUUAACGAAUAUUUGAAUAUUUUUCGUACGAAGAACGUACGAAAGACGGGAUUUAGCGUUAUUAAUUCACUGGUUCAUCGAAUCUUCACAUUUUAUCGGCUCAGAUAAUACUUCGUGAAGCGAUUUCUUUCUUUCUUUCUUUCUUUCUUUCUUUCUUUCUUUCUUUCUUUCUUUUUUUUCUUUUCUUUUCUUUUCUUUUCUGUUAUGUCAAUGAAUAAAACUUUGCGACGCGUUCGUUAUAUUACGAAGUAAUGACGAACCAGCGCGAUCAUAUCAAAUUAGAGGUAUCGAGUGAACAGUGCUGAAUCGAUAUUUUCGUUCGUUGUGGUGUUCCUUUCUUGUAGAUUUGAACGCAGUAAGUCAUCAUCAUAAUUAGAAAAUUUCUAUUUUUAUCGAGGAUAAAUUCGCGAGUCGAAAUAACUUGUUUAAAAUUAUUUCUUUACAUUGCAUGUGUUCACUCAAAAUUUUCGGGGAACAAGUAUGAAAUUACUUGGAUUAUUGGAACGUGGGGGAAAAAAAAAAUCUAUUUUUGAAUAGAAGAGUGAAAAAGAGGAAAAGGAAACAAUGUGUGUAUACAGGAAACGCGUUCGAGUCUUGAACUUUUUUCUUGCUCCUCGAACGAUUUCGAAUUGUUCAGUAUUAUCCUGUGCCGUAUGAAAACGAGGAAGUUCUUAAAUCUGAAAAUCCGAGCUCUUUAGGUCAUUGAAAAAUUCUUAGGAAUCCUUAUUGUCUGAAUUAUUUUAUUAAGUAUUGUAUGAUAAGUUGCCUUGUAAAAAUGUACCGAUUUUACCGAGAAAUUAAAUGUGUUACUAAAAGAAAUUCAAUCUCUGAACUGUUUCAUCGACCUUUUUUUUUCUAUAAAAAAAAAAAAGGUAGCGAAAUAGCAAUUUAUCGAUUUAUAAGUAGUUGUAAUUGUAAGUAACGAGAGUUAUCAUUUUCACUGUACUUUCUUUGUAUAAGACUGACAUCGUUUGUAUAUGCUUAAAAAAAAAAAAAAAAGAUAUGAUCUUGUUAGGUACGUCAAGAUUUAUACACGUAAAUUAAUGUGUCUACGAUUAUAUGUGUUUAGAUCACAGAAGGACUUAUAUCAUACUGUAAAUAGAACACUUAAGAAAUCGCAUUUUCUAGCUCGAAUUAAGCUUUAGAAUUAAGUCUUUAUCUAAUAGAAUCGUCUUGAAAAGAAUAUACAUACUUAAUAAAACAGCAAUUCGUGAACAUGAGGAUCCAAAGCUGUCUAAACUGUUUGUUUCCGAAUUCCUUGUUUGUCAUAUUUAAAUAAAAGAAUUGCAAACAAAA
This is a messenger RNA of Apis cerana (Asiatic honeybee), 9454 nucleotides long. RefSeq names its product forkhead box transcription factor P (gene FoxP). Gene Ontology annotation, molecular function: RNA polymerase II cis-regulatory region sequence-specific DNA binding; DNA-binding transcription factor activity, RNA polymerase II-specific. Gene Ontology annotation, biological process: regulation of transcription by RNA polymerase II. Lineage: Eukaryota; Metazoa; Arthropoda; Insecta; Hymenoptera; Apidae. Gene Ontology annotation, cellular component: nucleus. The record is from RefSeq and is a predicted model, not a curated record.